GAAAAUUUACAUAACGAUCUAAACAGCGUUUCAAACUCAGCAGUAAUGAUUGUUUAAUUAGGUGAAACUCGCGAAAAUAUAAAUACUGACUAAUCUCAUUUGUUGACUACGUUGACUACCUACUAUGUAGGCAGUGAAAGUUAACAACGUACAACAGGGCGAGAAUUUGAUAAUCACGUUACUGUCUUACCAUUGUCACCCUCCUGUUGUCGUCUUAGAUAAAUGAUGUAAGUAGCUACUUCUGGGAAUAAGGUUUUAUAUUCCAGUUUGAAAUCUAUGUAUUGAGGAUACGCUGCCAGCUUUCUGUGUGAGGCUGGUGGCUUUUGUUAACUUUUUAUCGGUAAGCUUCCAUGCGUUCCUAAUUGUUCAUUAACUAGGUUAUUUGAAGAUAUUUACACCUCUCAGUGUAGUUACAAGCUUUAAAACUUGAGAUGGAAUUGCUUAACUUCCGAUGAUUUGGAAUAAUACUAUGAACAUAUCUCAAAAGUUUUCAAGACUAUUUAAAAUACUUGGAAAAUUAUCAUAUCGUCAAGUUAACACAUUAUCAGAUGAUAUAAAUCAGGUAGUUCUGUUAGGUAAAGUGACUUUUUUACAUUUGGGUGAAAGCGUUAAUGGUAAAAAUGUUUAUGCAUCUAUUGGAUUAGUAACGAAAAAUAAUUAUAUGACUGAGAAUGGAUAUUCAUCUACCUUAGCUUUUCAUAAUGUGUUUGUUUUCAAGCAAUCCUUUGUGGAUAAAGUUAAACAUUUAACUAAAGGUGAUCGAUUAUGUGUUAUUGGUCAAUUGAACUCUUAUUCUAAUCCUAAUGGUUAUUGGCGUUCUAGUGUUACAGCUGAAAUAGUGAGUCCACUUAUUGGAUUAUCAUCAGUUGAUACCAAUGAUGAUAUACAAGCUGAAAAAGUUGAAGAAGACGAAGAGAUUUUAACAGAUGAAAUGAAUGAUAAAUUUGAUGCUGAAAAAUAA
Molecule: messenger RNA, 961 nt
Organism: Schistosoma bovis
Lineage: Eukaryota; Metazoa; Platyhelminthes; Trematoda; Strigeidida; Schistosomatidae
Source: the annotation of a GenBank genome assembly